This is a messenger RNA of Phycodurus eques (leafy seadragon), 3530 nucleotides long. It is a transcript of the gene trim44, whose product is annotated as tripartite motif containing 44. Gene Ontology annotation, molecular function: zinc ion binding. The coding region runs from base 207 to 1289 and encodes 360 amino acids. The transcript has 6 exons. The record is from RefSeq and is a predicted model, not a curated record. Lineage: Eukaryota; Metazoa; Chordata; Actinopteri; Syngnathiformes; Syngnathidae.
CUUUGUUCGCUUGUUGUCGAUCUGACAGAUCUUCCAAUGCAAAAUGGAAGUUCUUCAUACAAUUCACUAAGCUCAGUAAUGGAUUUUGUUCUUUUUUUUUUCUUACUACGGUAGACGUCACGCUAAUAUAUCAGCAGACUUAACCUAAACACGUCUUUGUCGGGAAAAAGCCGAGGUGAAACACCGACCUGUAUAUUUCUGUAUUCAUGGACCACAAAGGAGAACCUAUGGAAGGAGUGAUUGGCCUGGAGGAGCUGCCACCGAUGGAUGGAACAUGUGAUGCAUGUGAGCCUGACGAGGCUCAACUUGCCACGCAAUUAUGCCACACCUGCAGCUUUGCCUUCUGCUGUUUGCAUGGUGACAGACAUGCCUCCAGUACACAUCACCCGCUAAUGCCCUAUAAACAUGACGGGACGCAUGCUAAUGGAGUUAAGUCAAACACAUACUCCGUAUUUGGAAGUGGGGCCAAAGAGGAGACUUUGAUGGGGUUGCUGAAUGAACAGGACAUGGCUCUGAGGCAAGUAGCGCUCGGAGAUGAGAGUGGUGAUGAUAUGAAUGGCCAUGAAUCCAAGAAUAGCCCAGAGUUAGGAGCUGAGGUUUCAGAAGAUGGGCAGGAGAACAUGGCUGCUAUAGAGGCAGCGAAGAGGGACACUGUGACAGUAGCUAGGCUACGUUGCCUGGAGCAUGGGCAGGAUGGAUCCCUCUACUGUAAACCAGAUGAAAAGAUAAUCUGCGUUGUGUGUGCUGUGCAGGGUGAGCACCAGGGACAUGAAAUUAUCACCCUGCAUGAUGCUUACAUCUGGCAGAAGAAUAGACACUGUUGUGACCUGCUGGACUGUACACGACAGAUGGAAGAAAAGAUCUCAAACAAGUGGACAAAUCCAGAGAUGUCUGCAGUGGAACUGGAGGUGUAUGUGAGCCGUCAGUUCGAUGCACUUCGCAGAUUGGUACAUCUGGAAGAAAAGAGGACCCUACACCUUGUAGAUCUCAAAGAGGCGUCCCUAUUAGCAUCUGCUGCCGAGAAAAUUGCGGAGAUCAAUGUUCAAACUGAGCGUCUCCAGGAAGAAAUGGCCAGCAUUACACAGCAGCUUUGCUUGUUGGACAAGGAAACAAUUGGUCCUGCACUGGCAGCAAAGGCCCUCGCAGAAGCCUCAGGACCAAGUCAUAAAUUACCGAAUGACUUUGAGCCUAGACCAAGGCUACCAGUGCCAAGGGCAGACCCGGUGGACCCACGGGACUAUGAAGUCAGUGGUUCUGGACCUUCCAUGGACCACGCCUAUGCCCCAUAAUAGUAGCCUUUCUGUUCAUUAACUUCUGCUUCAACCCACUCUCAGCCUCAUUGUGCUCUUAAGUGUCCGUCCUCCUCAAAUGGCAGUGAAGUAACCUUGAAGUCACGUGACAGCUCAAGGGGGAACAACUUUUCCCCUCUCGAACAUUUACAUUUUUUUUCAACCAUUAAUUUCGCUUAAUGGAAACACUGCAGUUCUCUGCAAUCGAUUACAAUCUGGCCCAAUUUCCACUGCCAGCUGGAUCCAGGGCUUGCUAGUGUGCCUACGGACUCAGAGAGGGAGAUUGGGUACGUUAAGCUCAGCAGAUGUCAGAAAGUGGACAUUUCUUCAAUACUAGGAUUUUUUUACUUUCAGUUUUUCUAUUUUUAGGACAGGAGUGUUGAAAGCUUUUUUUGUAUUUGGUUGUGUUAAGAAAGACAUCAAACUACUUUUUAUACUCUUGUCUCUUCCGCUUCUCAUCAUCCUGCUACCCCUAUAGUCAGGUUUACAUGGCGCUAGAGCUGCAUGAUUAUGGCCAAAAUGCUCAUCAUAAUUAUUUUGAUCAAUAUUGAAAUCACGAUUAUUCCUCAAGGGAAAACGUCUGUAUUUUUAUUGCACUACUUCUCAUCAAACAAUAUGUAAACAGUUUUCAGUGCAAAAUGAGACUUUAAGAAUAAAUAACGCAUCAUAAAAAAAAUAACAUUUCCCCAAGAAUUUCAAUUUUUCCAAGAGCUAACUGAAUAAAUAUGCUAUUACAGAGUGCAAACAGGAGGUACGACUCACUGGAAACAAAUACAGUCUAUACUUAAAAGGUGAUAACAAUUGGCUUCGAGCACCAACUUUUCGUGUGAAAAUCCCCGUCAAUAUAGUGAAUUAAUAAAGAGAGGUAGAGCUCCUUCGUUCUUAAGUGAAUUUAAUUGUGGCAGCCAAAAUUGGGAUCACGAUUGAAAUUUGAUUAAUUGUGAAGUCCUAAAUGGAGACUUAUAUUCGGAUUAAAAUUUGAUUAGAAUCCCAAACCGAAUAAAAAUGCUCCAUAUAAACACCUCAAUCGGCGUAAACAGGCCGAAUCCCAAUGGAAUUUCAUUCGAUUCACAGGGGGAGGAAUAUUCCUUUUGCCAAACCGAUCAGAAGUAAAUUUUUGUCAUGUAAACCGUGAAUCGUAAUGGUGCCGAGCUGUCUCAUGCCUUCGCAUGCUCUGUUAUGACAUAAAUGGGCCAUGACGUCAUUGUUUAUGCAUUAAAAAAAUAUGGUUUCCAACCAGAGCUGGUCUGCAACGGAAAUAUUUUUAACUACUUGCUUUUAUCAAGUUUCUGCUUUCAUAAAAGUAUAAAUGCAAUUGCAACUACUGUGCUAGGUAGAUGAAUGACCUCCAUCUUGAUAAAUUAUGUGAUGUUUACAUCGAUCUGCGCGUGUCACACGUCUGUAAAACGGCUGUUGCAAUUAAAUGUAGUGCACAUCUAUACACCAGAUCAGAAUAAAUCAUUUCACAGGUAAACAGUUGACCAGAGAUCUUCAUUCGGAAUGAUUUCAGUCAAAACGUCUACAUGUAAAUCCGGCAAAUGGUUUAUUCCCCCAUUCCCAUUUACUGAACCACUCGCUGACUCUUUUAGAUUCAUAUGCACAUGUAGAAUCAACAACUGGAGCAUUUUGAGACCUAUUGGUUUAGGGAUGUUUAUGAGUUUGAGUUGGGUAGAAAUCAAACAGUAAUAAAAAAAAAAAAAAAAAAAAAAAAGAUUUACCCAGUAUCAGCUCACUGUCUGUAUUGUUCAUCUAUCGAACCAUCCACAGUCUAUGACAAAUUACCGUCUUGGCAAAUUUAUGCACUUUCCACCUUGACCUGCUCAAGCACAGCUUUCAUUUACGAUGCACCACAGCAGAUUUUUAAUGUGAUUGUUUUUCUAGUCACAAAUUCUACAGUAAAAGAGGUGAUAUAUGGGUUAUGUGUGACAUGACAACAGUCCAUGGGUGCUUAACUCAGUAUGCAGUAAAGUUCUUAUUGAAAAAAAAUAUAGGAGCUUGAGUCUCAGUCCCAUCCUUGUUUAUAUUAGUCUAUUUUUUGUCUUGAAUCUGUAAAUAUACACUUAGAUUUGAUGUUUCAGAUGGCAUCUCUAUUUUCUUUUUAAGAAUGUGUUUGUUACCGAAAAGGCAACCGAGACUGUAUUAUCUGAAAAGUUUCCAAGCAGGUGGGGAUGGUUGCAUCUAUAUCUAGUUUGACUUUAUCAAAAUUCAAAGCAGCAAAGCCUCCAGACAGGAGGGGGAAUA